AUGUCGUUCCGCGGCCAGGGCCUCUACGGCAAUGCGACCAUGGAGCCCGUGGAGUUCUGCGGCGGCGCGAAGCCGCCGGCGUCGUCGAAGCCCAGCGGGUCGUCCAAGGGGGGCAAAUCCUCGAAACCCGGCUGGCAGGAGGCCCAGGAGCAGUUCGAGAAGAUGAUCAACGGCGCCGACGACGACCGGCCCUUCGUGCCCAAGGACGAGGGCCCCAAGGUCCCCGACAAGGUCGACUACGAGGUCCGCGGCGCGAAGAUGGACGACGCGCGCAAGGAGCACGACGAGCUCCGCGAUUCGCGGAAGAAGCUCGCCGACGACGCCCUGCGCGCGAAGCGCUACGGCGACGCCGCGGAGCUCUACGACUUCGCGCUCGACGUCGCGCCGAACGACUCCGUGCUGCUGAGCAACAAGUCCGCCGCGCUCCUGCUCCACGGCGAUGCGGCGGGCGCGCUCGCGGCCGCGGACGCGUCGAUCGCCGCGAACCGGAAGUGGGCCAAGGCCCGGGGCCGGCGCGUCGCGGCGCUGCACGCGCUCAAGCGCUACGACGAGGCCGUGACUUCGGCGGAGCAGGCGCUCUUCGACUUCCCGACGGACGAGGGCGGCGCGAUCGCCGCGGCCCGGGACCGCGCCGCGGCCGCGCGGGCGACGGACCCGGACGCCGUCGCCGGCCCGGCGCCGGAGAAGGUCAAGAAGAAGAAGAAGAAGAAGGUGUCCGAUAAGUGCAACGUGCUCCUCACGUACAACGAGCCCAAGAACGCCGCGCGCCGGUCGACGUUGAAGCUCGGCCUCAAGCGGAGCUGGCUGGCCAAGGACGUCGGCGCCCUCGUGAAGACCUUCGUGGACCACUACAACGGCGGCCGGCCCUUCGACGAGCAUUUGGCGGUCGCGGAGCUCCGCGUCGAGGGCGCGGGCGGCGACCACGUGCCGACGUCCAUGGCCCUCGAGGACGUCGUCUCCGAGGGCACGGAGCUCUUCGUCAAGCGCUGGAAGGCCGCGGACCCGGCCGCGGACCCCGACGCCUACGCGGCGAAGCCGGCCGCGCCGAAGCCGAAGCCGCGCGCGGCGAAGCCGGCGCCGAAGCCGCGCGAGGCGCGGCCGGCGGAGGACGACGCCGUGACCUACGCCCGCGACGCGGAGGACCUGCGCGCCGCCGGCGCGGCGCUCGCCGCCGACGGCAACGACUUCGCGGCCGCGGAGAAGUACGAGGCCGCCGCGGGGAAAGAGCCGUCGCCGGCGGGCAAGGCCGCGCUCCUCGCGGCCGCGUCGUCGUGCCUCGCGCGCCUCGGCCGGGGGUCGCGCGCCGUCGACGCCGCGGUCUACGGCCUCAAGCUCUGCCCGUCGUCCUUCGUCUGCAGAGUCGCGGAGGCGGACGCGUUCCUCGCCACCGCCCGGGCCUACGCGCGCGCGCUCGACUACACGGGCCAGCGCGCCGCGGCGCGCGCCGUCGCCGCGGGGGCGCCGGCGCUCCGCGCGAAGCCCAAGGUGUUGGCGACGCUGGAGCGCGUCCACGGCUACCUCGAGGAGGCGGACGCGCUCGUCGACCUGAAGGACGCCGAGUACGUGGACCGCGCCAUCGACCUCUACUCCAAGGUCCUCAAGCUCGACGCGGAGCACGCCGUCGCCUACGAGCGGCGCGCGGCCUGCGAGCUCGAGCUCGCGAAGCUGGACCCGCCGCGGUACCCGGGCCGCUGGUCCGACGCGGACCCAGGCGAGGAGGGGCGGAAGGCGCGCUGCGAGCGCGUCGAGAACGACGCGGGCCUCGCACUCGCGCUCAUGGAGCCCUUCCCCGCGGUCCUGCUCCUGCGGGGGGACGCGCUGCGCCUGCUGGGGCGGCACGACGCGGCCGUCGACGACUACGGCGACUACGUCGAGAUAAUGAGGCGGCGCGGCUUCGACGUCCGGCGCCACCCGCAGAUGAGGGUCGCCAACGACAUGUGGGGGAAGCUCCUGAGCGCGGGCCACAAGUCCAUGCGGCGCCAGCACAACCCGCGGGCCCAGAAGUUCGACUGGACGGGCAACCGGUGGCGCCAGUGGUACGACGCCGAGCCCGACUUCCACGGCCCCAACGACGGCUACACCUACGACGCGCACCGCGAGCGCAGCGGCCACGCGGGCCACCGGGCCGAGUACGCCGACAUGGCCGCCGACGAGGACCUCGACGCGCACUACUGGCCGACGAAGUCGCACUACGAGGUCCUGGGCGUGUCGCCGGACGCGGCGGACGCGGCGAUCAAGAAGGCCUACUUCGCCAAGGCCCGCGAGUGCCACCCGGACAAGAACCGCGACGACCCGGACGCGACGGCCAAGUUCGAGCGCAUCGCCCUGUCCUACUCGGUCCUCAUCGACCCGCUCGAGCGGUGCUACUACGACGAGGCGCGGACCGCGCGGCGGCGCUAG
This is a messenger RNA of Aureococcus anophagefferens, 2400 nucleotides long. RefSeq lists its product as hypothetical. Gene Ontology annotation, biological process: post-translational protein targeting to endoplasmic reticulum membrane. Lineage: Eukaryota; Pelagophyceae; Pelagomonadales; Pelagomonadaceae. Gene Ontology annotation, molecular function: molecular adaptor activity; protein binding. Bases 1 to 2400 code for a protein of 799 amino acids. The record is from RefSeq and is a predicted model, not a curated record. The transcript is spliced from 3 exons. Gene Ontology annotation, cellular component: TRC complex; membrane.